This is a messenger RNA of Bursaphelenchus okinawaensis, 2216 nucleotides long. Lineage: Eukaryota; Metazoa; Nematoda; Chromadorea; Rhabditida; Aphelenchoididae. The record is from the annotation of a GenBank genome assembly.
AUGACUUUAUACCAAGAUGUAACACAAGUUAAUGAGAUCACUUAUACGUACGUUGUUAACCCAAGCUAGCUGUUUUUGAAAUCUGGUCAUUAAAUUUAAACUUUAAAUUUAAACUUUAAAUUAAAGAAAAAUCUUUUUUAGAGUACCGCCUUUAUCCAGCAUUCGUGAACCUAGAGUUUAUCUUGGCAGUUUAAUAGCAAAAGCAGUUUAUUGUGCCCAGAAGACAGUCGACAGCAGCUUUGAUUUGAACAGUUUUCAUAGUUAUUUUGUUAAAAAUUGUAAGUUUAACCCCUUCUUUAUAGUAGCUCUACAUUAGUCUUACUCCAGUCUUGCCUCCUAUAUGUAAUAGCCUUAGCUGUAGUAGCCUUGUCUUAGCUGAAUUACUAUAGCUUUAUUCAAGCACUUUAUUGGCUUUACUUUAGUCUUGUAAUAGCCUUAUCAUUGCUCAAUCAAUACUUUAUUACAUCUUUACAUUAGUUCCUACCAAAGCCUUACUACAUUAGUUUUAUACUAGCCUUAAAGUAUUUCAACAAUAGCCUUUUCCUAGCCGCAUUAAUUAACCCUCCUGUUAUUCCAACUAGUCCCACCUUAAGAUUAUCACAGCCCUACCCUGGACAAACUCUGACUCUAGCCAUACAUUACUUUAACUCUACCAAAUAUAAUAAAUCUUUGUUUUUUUUCAGUAGACACUUCCCAACCCUACAGGUUUGCGGUUGAAAAGACUAGAAAUGGAAGAAACUUUGCCUUCAGAUCAGUAAGAUUGAUUCAGAAGGAUAAAAACUUGCACAAUGAAGAUGUUUACUAUCAUUUUGAGUUUACUUUCAAGAAAGUGAGUUUAAUAUUGAACUAGCCCUAGUUCAAAUCUCUUUCCAUGAGUGCUGUUUGAGCUAGCUUAAGCUCUACACUACCCUACUUCACCUAGCCCUACUCAACUCCAACUAGUCCCACCUUGCUCUGCAUAGCUAAUAUAACUCUAGCCUUACCCUACACCACCUAAUCGUACAAUAACAUUUCACUUUUGCCUUGCCUUACAAUUAUCUUAUCCCAUCUUUUUAGCGAGCAGUCCAGCCUUCAUUAAAAUUCACCCAAGUCAACGUUCCAGUCGUUCCACAACCAGAACGUUUGCGUUCGUUUGAGUCAAUUUUGGAAGAUUUGCCGCGGUUUGGUUUCAACAAGUUCCAAGCUAUUUUACCAGUCUUUUCGGAACUUUUGAAAAAUUUCGAAAUCAUUCCCUGCAACAAUAUUGAAUUCGUUGCGGGACCCCAAAGAGAGGUGCUAAAACAACAUUUCUGGUUCAAGUACAAGGGAACAGGUGGGUCUAGUAGUACAUACAGCUAAUUUAACAUUUCAUAACUAAAAAUAUAAUUAGAAAGUACAAAUGGCAUAUUACAGAGUCAAAAACCAAUUUCAUUCACCAACUUAUCUUGACCUACGUUAGUGAUAUUGGCCUAACCUAUUCAAAAACAAGUGAUCAGGUGAAUACCUUUAGAUUACUGGGGUCGUUAGACCAUUCUGGAUGGAUUCAUGAUGUGAAGUAAGUUUGCUUUACUAUAACUUACCGGUUUUUUAAUUUCCAAAAAGUUUUUUUUGCAAAUUUUUGAAAAUUAAAAUUUCCGAUAAAUUGUGUGACAUUUCGUUACAUUGGCUAAAAACUCAAAUUGCGUCAAAAAAGUUGUUGAAAAUCAAGUUUUUAGAUUUAUUUUGCAAAAUUUGUGCAAAUUCUAAAAUUUUUAUUUUCCAAUAAGUUUUGUGACAUUUCGUUACAUUGAUUGGAAAUUAAAGAUUUAUCAAAAGAUAGUAUUAAAAACUAGUUUAAUUAUAAAUUUUACAGCAUUUGUAGCACUAUAAACUAUAAUAUUACACCUUCGCAUUUCUCAAUAAUUUUGUGACAUUUCGUUGCAUUUUCUAAUAAAAUUGCCAAAACCGAUAAACUCUCUAUUAGUCAGCAUAAAAAUGGCUACACAGUUAAAAAACGUUGAAAAAAUGACCAUUUUAGUUACAGUAUUAAAAUAAUUUUCAGUUUCACCACCGACGACUAUUUGCUAUGGGAAGGUGAAUGUAUUAUGUACACAUUAGGCCGUGCAGUAACCCACAACAGAAUUUGGACUCGUUCUGGAGAACUUGUGGCCAGCAUUACUCAAGAGGCAGUUACAGAAGGGGUGCGAUCGUUGAAUAUUGGACCCAACAAGAGUAGUGAAAAUCGACCAAAAAUUUAA